AGAACACCUUGCUUCUGUAUAAAGAAGAUUUCGUGGCGUCACCAAUGUUUACUAAACAUUUCAAGGAACUAUUUUCGAUAGUAGAACAUAGGGAGUAAAUAGAUUAGCAUAAAAUGAAAGCUAAUACUAUUUUUAAUAAUAGUUAAUUAAAAUGUAUGGCUGUAAAUUAAAUUGUGCUCUUUUUUGUAACGAAUCUGCUGAUGGCGUAUCCCAGACUGGAUGUUUAUACUGAAAAGCAGGAAGGGCUGACGAGAGCUUGAGUUUGACAGCGUAGAUGCGAGCAGGUGAAAAUGCAACGCGUAGCGAGACAGUAAAACUGUAUUGGUGAAGCUAUACGAAUAGCAAUCACAGAAUGUUGUUUUGUUUUUGCAUACGUCUUAUGAACAGCGUAUCCCUAUAAAAACAGGAGUUCUGCUAUCAUAUUCAUUAACUAAACCUGAAUACUGACCUUGAUUGCGAAACUUUACACCGGUGCAUAUACCUCAGUUUACUGUAAGUGUAUGCAAUAAUAUUUAGUUUUUUAAGAAUAAUUUUGUCAGAACUGUAGAAGUUUUGCCAGUCAGUAAGGAGACAGGAUUUGAAAAAAAAGAUGUAAAGUUGUUUUUUUGUGUGUGUGGGUUUUUUUUUUUUGUAUUAGAAAAAAAAUAACUAAAGCAGAAAAAUCUCAUGGAAAUCGGUAAGAUAGCUACGGCAAAUAAGAGGAGUUUAAUAAUCGUGAAUGUGCUUGCACAAGCUACGGCAGCUUUCUAAACAUUUUAUAAUUGUAUAUAAGGAAGUACCUUAAACAUCUACGUAAUGUAUGACAAAUAUUAACUUCCCUAUACCGAGAGCUGAAAUGACAAAUUACUCGCGCAACAUUCAUUGCACCGCCCUGCUAGUAAGUAGUAAAAUAUGUAAAGAAAAAAAUAAAGAUGAAGAGACACAGACUAUUCUUAUUUUGGCUGUUAACCUUUACAAAGCGUUUUGAAAACCAUAGUGGCCUUAGCUCAGAGGGUAAAACCACUGAUCCUGUAACAAGAGAAACGCCUCAGAACUGACUGACACUUCACAUCGUAAACGUAUAUAAACAAUGGGACUGGCUCCGAGCGAGCCAUGCAUCUAUGAGAAGCUGUCUGAAAGUGUCGAUAUCCUGAGGCGAUCCGGGUAUCGAUAUGGAAUGUCGGAGAGGGAGAUCGAGAAGUUCAUAAAGCAGGUGCUGGAAACGAAUGAGCCCAGGCGAGAGCCGCCCCAAUUCCCCAUCCUGCUGGCAGCGUGCAAGCUUGUAAUUGCACUGGGAUUCCUCUUGGUGGCAGUGCUGGCGUUCACCUACCCUCUUAGCUUUCCACAGUACAGGUUUCCCGUGGGUCAUGCUCACAACUGGUCCUCUCCCAUCAGCCAUGUGCGCCUCCUGUCUCUGCCCAUUGCCAAGAAGUACAACCUCGAAGGGUUCCACGAGUGGUGGAGAUCCCAUAAGAAGGGGCGAUCUGGAGCUGCAGUGAACUGCUCUGAAUGUGCCUCGGUGUCGGCUGUGCUGGAUGUGUGGAAGGGUCAGGGCUUCCCAGACUGCAUCCUUCAGGGAGUGCAGCCUGUAGUAAUUGAGGGGGGCCAGUCCUUAACCCUGUCCUAUGCAGACCUGGAGCAGCUGUACUCCAGACAGCAGGAGUUCAUGGACCUUUUCAUCAGGGAGCAGGAAAACCUGAUCGUCCUGGCGCAGGAAUUCCCAAAGGAGCCGUCCAACUUCAUACUGCUGUGGAAGCCCCAGCUGGUGAGCCGUCAGGAGGUGCUGCAGGGGCUGUUCCCCAGUGCGGAGCUGCAGAGAGUCCUGGACAGGGAGGGGGUCUCUCUGAAGCGCUGCCUGGUGACAGACAGCCAGGGGCUGCAGAGCAAGGCCCAGCAGGUGUACAGAUGGCUGGUGGUGGGGAGCGGGCAGCCUUCGCUGAGAAUCCUCCCGCUCGCGGAGUGCCGAGGGCAGUGCAGCUCCUUCAACGUGUGGCUGGAACCAGGGGACAUGGUCUAUGCCGAUUCCAGGUUCUGGCAGAUGGACCUGUUUCCAGGCCGGGGGCAGAGCAUCGUUUGUGACGGCUUUGCUUUCUAACCAGCCCCUGCAAGCAGUCUGUGGAAAGAUAAGCGGACUCCAGCCAGCUCCUGCAGCGAAACAGCAACGUUAGUCUGUCUGUCUGACUAGGACUCCACCCACAAAACCAGGCCCUCCUGGACUGUGAUUGGACCCCCUGCACUAAACAAUGUCUGAACACCCAGCUGCCUGAUGUCACCAACGCUGGCCAAAAUGCAUGAAGCAUCUUGUAAACAACAGACGUGAUCAAUGAAACUCUCUCCAAAUCUGUAUGUCAGUCUGUCAGUGAGAACCACAGUGAACUUGUUUUGUGGAAGCUCACCACUGCUGUGUUUUGUGCUGUGUUUUUGAAAAAAAAAAGCCCUGCAUUUAAAUGUACAUCUGUUUUGAAUUAGCAGCAGACA
Acipenser ruthenus (sterlet) is the source of this 2457-nucleotide messenger RNA. Its product is annotated as bombesin receptor-activated protein C6orf89 homolog. NCBI's taxonomy places the organism in Eukaryota, Metazoa, Chordata, Actinopteri, Acipenseriformes, Acipenseridae. Bases 1070 to 2074 code for a protein of 334 amino acids. The record is from RefSeq and is a predicted model, not a curated record. Gene Ontology annotation, cellular component: Golgi membrane; nucleolus. The transcript is spliced from 7 exons.